Amyelois transitella is the source of this 2026-nucleotide messenger RNA. RefSeq names its product ubiquinone biosynthesis protein COQ9, mitochondrial (gene Coq9). Lineage: Eukaryota; Metazoa; Arthropoda; Insecta; Lepidoptera; Pyralidae. Gene Ontology annotation, biological process: ubiquinone biosynthetic process. Gene Ontology annotation, molecular function: lipid binding; ubiquitin-protein transferase inhibitor activity. The record is from RefSeq and is a predicted model, not a curated record. Bases 245 to 1999 code for a protein of 584 amino acids. The transcript is spliced from 2 exons. Gene Ontology annotation, cellular component: mitochondrial inner membrane; cytoplasm.
GACAGUUGACGGAACCGACAGAAAAAUUCUUCUUCCUUUCAGUCUUUAAUCAAACCAACCUCCAAAGGAUUUAGAAAAUAAUUGUGAAAAGUCCCAAGAUAAAGAUACCUUACUUAUAGUACGCAAAAGUUACCAAAAUACGAAAUAAAACUAGGAAUAUUAAUAAUGAGUAGCUUGCAAAGAAUUAUACGUUAGUUCUGUGGAUUACGAACUCUUUAAAAUUAUCUUCAACUUAUCACACAAAAUGGAAAAGAGUGUAGAUAUUGUGGACUUUGUUUCAACGCUGCUAGAUUCUGGAAAAUAUAAAGAAGCACUGAGUGUACCCAAUGAUCCCAAGUUUCAAGAAUCCUUCAAAGACAAUUGCUGGGACUUGAUAUCAGUGAUUAUAAGAAAAAUAGAAGAUGAAACCAUUAUAAUAAAACCCUCUUUACAUGGUGCUUGUGAAGAAUUACUCAAUGUUAUUAUAGACAAAGCAGUUCCCGAAGAAGCUCUUUUAGAAUUCAUAGAACAAAUAGAAUUGGCCAAAAAUGAGGCCCAGUUUGGUAUUAUUUUGAAUCCCCUACAACAAUUACUACAAAAGUUAACAGCAAAAAGAGGGAGAUCUUUAGAAUGGUGUUUGAACUCUAUAACAACAUACAUUGAAGGUAUUCCAGUUCCAGAGCAUGGAUUAGAAGGCAAAGAGCAAUUGUUAAUGGAUAGUGAUCCUAAUGUUAGAAGAAUAAGUAAAGUGUACACUAUGUUACCUCCAUUCUAUAGGCCUUUUGUCAAAGAAUUGGAUGGUACUGACUCAAACAUUUAUACAAAACAAAUAAUAACUGCAUUUUUGAUAAGUCUACUUGGGAAACCAUUGAUAUACAUAGAUAUGGACCCAGAAACUAGUGCUAAGAGUGAAAUUAGGCUUUGCUGUCACACAGUUGUUCAAGAUAUAUGCCUUUUGGAGAAGAAUAUUUUCAAAUUUCUGACAUACUUGGAAAUAUGUUACAAAGAAAAUAAAAAAUCUAAAUCCAAAAAGGAAUUUGAAAAUGAAGAACUGCCACCUUAUGAGCAUAGGGAAAAGAUUAACCUAACAACACUCUCCUCUUUCUACUAUGCAGUUUACUCUGGUCAUUUCCAGCUAUCACAUCAUUCUACACCAUCUGUUUAUAAUAUUGACUAUAUUGUGAACAAUUUAUUCCUUGCUGUGAUUCAUCUGUUGAGUUUCAGUGAGCAUGGCCCGCUUGCAAAAGGUACAGCCCUUUGUAGGGCACUGCUAGACUGCUACCCGUGCAAUGUAUCUCACAAUUUGUUAUCCUCUGCCCACUUUGAUUUGAGCAAAUGUUUAUCUACUGUCGCCAUAUAUUCCACAUAUGAAUGUAUUCGUAAGAAAUCAGUCACCUUGAUCAGUAAUCAUGUCAAUAAAUUUGAAUAUAAAGGCAGGUGCAUGUUGAUCAAGCAUUUGUUGGGUGUUACUAAUCAUUCUGGAAUGAUUGGUUACACAAUAUCACUUUACAAAAACUCAAUAGAUGAAGCUUUUAAGGAAACAGCCUUGCCAGAUUGCUUCAAAGGUCCACACCUUAUGAAUAUGAUACAGAAAAUAUGCUACCUUCCCCAUGGAGCUGAGUCCGAUUUGGUUGAAUUGGCUGAUCAAAUUAUAACUGCUCUUAAUUUCUUGCGUUACCUGGCUCUGAAAGACACUGAAAAUGUUACUGGCAUAAGGGAUUUCUUUUCAAUGAUCGAGGUUGACUAUUUGGAUAAACUUAGAACUGGAUUAAAUAUGUCAAAAGCUCAUUAUGAAGUAAAACUUAAAGAUAUAGAAGAAGGAAAAGAUUGCACUGGAGAAACAAUGAAGGUGUCAAUCAAUCUUGGUGGCAACAUGCUGGAUCAGAUCCCUACACAGAACAAGAAAGAGAUCAUUUAUUCUGCACUAAAUGCUUUCCAUUUGAUUGAAGGUCUUGUGGCACGUUUGUCUGAGUGUAUCAACAUUAAUAAAAUGUCUGGUCUUUCAAUGGAAUCUGAAUAAUGUUUUUAAAUAAAUCAUUUUACUAUU